Molecule: messenger RNA, 3965 nt
Organism: Exophiala viscosa
Lineage: Eukaryota; Fungi; Ascomycota; Eurotiomycetes; Chaetothyriales; Herpotrichiellaceae
Product: NuA3 HAT complex component NTO1
Exons: 2
Coding region: 314-3691 (1125 amino acids)
Biological process (GO): regulation of transcription by RNA polymerase II
Cellular component (GO): MOZ/MORF histone acetyltransferase complex
Source: RefSeq, a predicted model, not a curated record
GCGAUGCGCAGGAUCAUGCACCGAUGCCAAGACCGAUGACCCACUUGUCCCAUCCGAGCGCGACUUGACUCCAUCCAUCUCGAAGAGACGUCCCCCCAUGGUGAGGACCGAAGAGUACUUCCGACUCAACACACUCCAACGCCAUCGACGCGUAUCUGCCACUCCUCCUACGACGGCCUCUGCUAUGACUUUACUCAGCAUUCGGUAGACCGAAUGGAAAUUCCCGCGCAGAAACCCCCUCCCAUACGAAACUGCGCAUCCUAGUCGAUCACCUCAACGAACACGCGCGCCGCUUUGGGUAAAUACCAGUGCGAUGGCGCCUGUGAGCGGUGCACCACGGAGAGGCCGACCGAGAAAAGAAGCCGCGAAGCCACCGCAAAUAUUCUCAGACCUAGACCCUGAAGAAUACGCAGCCUUUGCGGACGAGGAGCCACCCUCGAAACGCAUGCGAACCUCGCGGAGAGCGCAACAACCGUCCAAAUGGGUUCCAGGCGGACCUGGUGGUGGAGGUAGACACGUGGACAAUGGGAGCACUCCUUCCAGUACAAGAUUAUCACGCGCAGCGGACGAAUACUCAGUGCCCCGUACCCGCCCCAGACAGAGCCAAGAUCGGAGGAAGACAUUAACGACCACGCCUCGAUUCUCGGCCAGGAGCAGGACUCGUGGUGGUGCACGGCCUCGAUACAGCACUGCUGCGGCGGCCUCGGCGGCAGUAACGCAUGCUGAUGGGUAUAAACCUCGAGAAGAGAGAGGCUGGGAAGAGUUUCACGCCGAUCUAGAUCUCGAGUCAGACUUCGCGGUUGUCACGGCGGAAGAGGUGGACGGCGUGGUAAAGUCGAAAAUAGUCGACGGUACUCCGGCGUCAGAAGGUGUGGCAGUCCCUCCUAUUGCUGUGACACCACCGAAGCGAAGACCAGGAAGACCUCACCGCACCCAUAACUCCAUGGUCAAUGCGCUUCUGACACCUGAAGCACCCAAAUUCGUCCCGAUACCUGGUCCCAACCCUCGAGAACGACUCACCUUGCCGAGACCGUCAUAUCGAGAACUCGACCCGUUCUUGUCGUAUGAACAGAAGGACAUCGCGCAGGUGGAUUUUGUGGACAAGUCUAUGGCUAAUGUCGGGUACCAAGAGAGUGAAGUAUUCCUGCGGCCAGAGCGGACGUUGAUCAGACAGACCGAAGGUUCUGCAGAAGAAGAUCUUGACUUGAGCCCGGAUCUCAUCACUAAUGGAGAGAACUCAGCCAUUGGUGGCAGCGGUGUUGGACGUGUGGAAUACGAUAUGGACGAGCAGGAUGUGAAGUGGCUUGAGGCCUUCAACAAAGGGCGCAGUAAAGACGGAGUGCAGACCAUAAAGCCAGCAAUCUUCGAAAUCACCAUGACGAAGGUCGAGAAAGAGUGGCACGCUCUGGAGAAAAGGAUACCCAAGCCGAACCCGAAAGCGCCACAGACGCAGAGACCACGAUCUAGCUCUGCCGCAGCUGUCAAUGGUGAACCUGCUGGGGAAGAACCUGACAGCAAAUGUGCGAUAUGUGAUGAUGGCGAUUGUGAGAAUGCAAAUGCUAUUGUGUUCUGUGACGGCUGCGACCUCGCCGUCCACCAAGAGUGCUAUGGCGUACCAUACAUUCCUGAAGGACAGUGGUUGUGCCGAAAAUGUCAGCUAGUUGGUAAUUCACGACCAAGCUGUAUUUUCUGCCCAAACGAGGGAGGCGCAUUCAAGCAAACCAACAACUCGAAAUGGGCACACCUUUUCUGCGCAAGCUGGAUUCCGGAAGUCACAAUUGGCAAUCCCUCUCUUAUGGAACCUAUCACCGACGUUGAAAAGGUCCCACCGAGCAGAUGGAAGCUCCUUUGUUACAUUUGCAAGCAGGAGAUGGGAGCAAGCAUUCAGUGCAGCGACGGUCGCUGCUACGAACCGUUCCAUUUGACUUGUGCACGCCAAGCAGGUCUCUAUUUGCGUAUGAAGACAGGUGGUGGUCAGAACACCCUCAUGGAGCCGUCCCAGCUUAGGGCUUUCUGCCACAAACACUCGCCUGCAGACUGGAAGCACGAGCACCAUACUGACAAAGCAUUCGAAGAGGCCACAAAAUACUUCAAAGAACACUUCCGAGGCCAGAUCUGGGCUGAUAGUCGCGCAUCUGCACUCGCUAUCAACGAAGUGCACGAUACUCCUAGCACUGAGAGGGGUCCGUUGAAGGUCACACUCACCAAUAAGAAAGGCCAAAAGCCGAAAACGAUAUGGCGUUUGCCAUCUGGAGCUCCAGUCAUCCCCGAGGUCAUUCUUAAAUCUAUCGAAGACGCUCUUGUGAGGUUCACCGUGCAAAGGAAGAAGGAAUACGUUUCGGAAAUCUGCAAAUACUGGACGCUGAAACGUGAAGCGCGGAGAGGUGCCGCAUUACUGAAACGGCUGCAACUGCAGAUGGACACCUUCAGCUCUUUCGAGGUCACUCGCAGGGAUUACAAAGCCCAGGGUGCUGCUGGUAGGGCGAGAUUGGACCGUCGCAUCGAGUUCGCUGAGAAGCUGUCCAAAGACAUGAGUCGAAUUGUACAAAUUUGCGAACUGAUCAAAGAACGCGAAGCAUUGAAGUUGCAGGAGGCUGCCCUGAUGAAGGAUGUUGUUGACACAAUUUACUUUCCCAUACCGCAUCUGCUUGAGCCGAUUGUGGACAAAGCCCUCAAGCUUGAUCGUGGACUGUUCCGCAAUGAACUUCUGGAACUUCGUGCCCGAGUAUCACGCAAGGAACACACUUCGGUUGCAAGUUUUUCGAACGAUGUUUUGCAAGUCAUCAACUCGCAAUUCGGGAACACUGCGGCAAACCUUUCGGAGUUGAUAUCUCUUGUCAGUGGUAGAGCCGAAGAUAUGAAGCAGGAGGAUCGUGAUCGGCGUACGUUGGCAAGACGAGUUGUCAAAGCCAUCGAGCCACUCAUCGAAGACGCAGCCCGGAAGGAAGCAGAACUGCAUGGACGUCCUUAUGCUCAGCAGAUCCGAGAGAUGGACGAAGCGCUCCUCUCGCGACGCGGGUCAGUUGCCGAGUCUGUCGACACUCGGGUUUUCGAGUCGGUGGAGGCCAAGCAAGAGACAGAUAUGGCAAGCCCAGGCGAUGGCGAUGUCGUGAUGACUGAUGUGCCAAAUGAAAGCCUCGAAAAGUCUCCUCGAUCUGAGCUGAACGGAGAAAACCAGGCAAUGGCAGACAAGGUCGGAGUUACCAAGCCGGAUGGCCUUCGUAUAGAAGCAGAGUUGGUGACUUUCGACACCCCACCAGCGUCUACCAACGGCUUCAAACACGAGCAACAGGUUAAUGGAGAAGUUCAGUCGGAUCAAGUCCCGCAAGUGGAGCCACCUACACCGCCAAUGAGCCUUGAGGGUCAUUCACAGAAUACGCCAUCCGAAGGCGGCAUUCCGUGGUAUGUUGCCCCCUUCGAUCCCGAUGGUUUGACAAUUUAUGAAGAGAGGUGGACGGGCCCUGAGGUUCUUCGAGAUAUGAGUGAGGAGCUCAGCGAGAUGGACGAAGACGAACUGCAAGAACUCGGUCCAGGUGAUGACCUGGUUGAAGAUGUCGACGGCAUCUCGAAGGAGAAAGGUCUCGAUUCCGCCCCUGCAAAGUCCAAUACCCAGAAGAAGGUGCCCAGGAGAUUUAGCAAACGUGGUCGCGGCUCUAAUUGGGGCACAAGAUCCUUCCGGGUCCGACGGUGAGACGUUGAUAUUGGAUUGUAUGAGAAUGUGUUCUUAAUCCAAGAUAGCCACGGAGUACAUCCUUACUUGAUACGAUAGCAUUGGACGCGAAGGCUUUCAAGUCCUCAAUGUUAUAGCCAACAGAUAGCCCAUCACGCGGAUACAUCUGAUGCCACGGACAGGUUCACGAGUGCUACAAUAAUACGGUACUCCACCCAGGUCAUAUUCCCCUAUGGAACGUGAUUGCAUUAGCAACCCCGCCCAGCUGUUGAGUGCUAGCCUGAUGGAUGGGGCA